AUGGACGCAGACCAUCAGGAGGACAUCGAGAAGCUGAAUGCCGGCUUUCAAGAAUGGGAAUCGGAUUACACUGACCAAGAACGGAGCAUGGGGUUCGAGUUGCUCGAUCCUAAGGAUCUCACGUUCACCAAGUUCUUGGGCGAGGGCACUUCGGCAUCGGUCUACGUUGGCGAAUUGAAGGGCAGGGGCACCGUCGCCAUCAAGGUACUACGCGAGCGUAUCGAAGAAAAGCUCUGGCAAGACUUUAAGAAGGAGCUCAAGGUUAUGAGCUUGGUGAGGGGGCCUCGCAUCGUGGAAUUCUACGGCGUCUGCAUGCGACCACGAUUCUGCAUCGCGCUCGAGUUCUGUGAACUGGGCAGCCUGCUCCACGUGCUAGAGCGGCAAGACAUCUUCUGGGAAUGGGACAAGACCUUCGAUCUCAUUCGCCAGGUGAUCCAGGCCGUCAACGAUCUCCACACAUGGAACCCUCAGAUCGUGCACCGCGAUCUCAAGAGUCUCAAUCUUCUCCUCGACAAGGACUUCAACGUCAAGACGGAGGUGACAGAGGACGCAGACGGACAGAUCAACACGCUCUCCACCCUCAACAAGCUUCGCGGCACCUACGGCUAUUCGGCUCCCGAGCUGUACGAGAAGCAAAAGGCCACAAACAAGUCCGACGUUUUCUCGCUGGGCAUCAUCCUGUGGGAGAUCGUGAGCCGAGUCAUCACUGGCGUCUACGCGCGACCAUACGCCGAGUACACGAACAUGCGCUACGAUUUCCAGAUCCUGAUCGGCGUUUCGAAGAAGGGGAUCCGACCCACCUUGCCCGCCACCUGUCCAGAGGAGUUCAAGAUGAUGAUCACCUCGUGCUGGUCGGGCCAGGCCGAGAAACGCCCCGAUUGCGGCUUCCUUCUCAUCCAGCUCAACAUGAUCAAGGGUCGCGAAUACAACAAGAACAAGGAGCAGUGGGACGCGCUGCUGCCACCGCGACCUCCGGGAGCCAUCACGCCUGGGAUCUCGUCAGCCUCCUCCACCGCCGUCCCGACCGUGCCGGAGAAGAACGGAAACAGCGGACCCGAAAGCGCCGCGACGGCCAAGAGCGCUCCCGCGACGACUUCUUCAACGUCGACGUCGACGUCACCACCGGCAAAGGCCUCGUCCCCUGCGCCGGCCCCGGCCCCGGGGCCCAACGCAGACAAGGACGGGAAGGAGGAGAAGAAGGAGAAGAAAAAGAAGAGCAGCAGGAAGAAGGAGAAGAAGGCAUCGUCGACGACAACGGAGGAGGGCGAAAAGAAGAAGAAGAAGAGCAGCAAGAAGAAGGAGAAGGCCGACAAGGACACCGGCGGCGAGAAGGAGAAGAAGAAAAAGAAGAAGAAGACGACGACCAAGGACGCGGCGAGUGAUGACCCAAACCACCAUCCGAGCCGCCUACGCCUUAUCCAUCCGCGCAGCAACCCCCCACUUGGCCAGAGCAGAGAAAAGCGAGCGAAGAGACCGCGCGCACGUGCGAGUGGGGUGUAUUAA
Acanthamoeba castellanii str. Neff is the source of this 1503-nucleotide messenger RNA. Its product is annotated as protein kinase domain containing protein. The coding region runs from base 1 to 1503 and encodes 500 amino acids. Gene Ontology annotation, molecular function: ATP binding; protein kinase activity. NCBI's taxonomy places the organism in Eukaryota, Discosea, Longamoebia, Acanthamoebidae. The record is from RefSeq and is a predicted model, not a curated record. The transcript has 10 exons. Gene Ontology annotation, biological process: protein phosphorylation.